AUGCAGACCGCAUCGCAGCACCAUUGCAACUGGCAGUGGACCAAGAGCUGCAUCAACCACCCAAGCGUCCGACCUCUGAGUUCGAUGCCAGCACGAACGUCGCCAAGCAUUGUACCGAGAAAGAAACAGCGCGUCGUGAAAUCAAAGUUGGCCGCCUCUGCUGCGAAGAAGGAGUACCGGCAAACCAAGCGUGCGAAGAAAUCUCAAAUGCGUCAAGCUGAUGAACAACCGCAGGUGGAAGACUUCCUGAUGAAGUUUGUGCCCGCUCAGCAUCCGAUCAUACCAGAAGGACCGGCGCUGAGCCGUGGAGAGAUGGCUGCUUUGGACGUUGAGCUCAACUCGCGUCCAUUUCAGGCAUUGGACAAGCCGGAGGCACUACAAGAUGACAUUGAUUUCGUCGAGGGAGUUCUCGACGACAUCAACCUUCAUUUGACGCUAGAGUCGUAUCCUUUUCAACCACUGGAAUACCCUACUGCCAUUCAUGGUGAGGUUCAAUUCAUCGAGGAGGCCCUCCACGACAUCGACCUUGGCGAAGAUCCACCGUUCCUCAUGAUCCAGUCCAAUAUGCGAUUCAAGUACGGCCUCCAUGCCGAAACCCUGUGA
Messenger RNA from Aphanomyces astaci, 603 nucleotides. RefSeq lists its product as hypothetical. The coding region runs from base 1 to 603 and encodes 200 amino acids. The transcript is spliced from 2 exons. The record is from RefSeq and is a predicted model, not a curated record. NCBI's taxonomy places the organism in Eukaryota, Oomycota, Saprolegniomycetes, Saprolegniales, Verrucalvaceae.